Molecule: messenger RNA, 2189 nt
Organism: Chelonoidis abingdonii (Abingdon island giant tortoise)
Lineage: Eukaryota; Metazoa; Chordata; Testudines; Testudinidae
Source: RefSeq, a predicted model, not a curated record
UCGACAAAACCAGGGGAAGCACUUCCGGUUCGGAAGCGCGCGACCUGCGUAGGUACUUCCGCGUUCCCAGUUGGUUCGCUCCUCUCGCCACGCUGCACAGACACCGGCUGCCGCCGACUACUACAUCCGGGCCUCUCGCAGUGAGUCCCCCGCUCUGCUGCUGCCGCCGUCGGGUGCUGAGACCCCUCCCCGCUCCACCGGGGAGAUGCUACUGCGGGGCUUGCUGGGCCCUGGUGCCGCGAUCUCGGGGUUGCGGGGGCUGGUGCUGCUGCUGUGCCUGGGGGGCGCCGUGAGGGCCUCCGAGAUCACGUUCGAGCUGCCCGACAACGCCAAGCAGUGCUUCUACGAGGAGAUCGCGCAGGGCACCAAGUGCACCCUGGAGUUCCAGGUGAUCACUGGAGGGCAUUAUGAUGUUGAUUGUCGGCUGGAAGAUCCUGAUGGCAUUGUGUUGUACAAAGAGAUGAAAAAACAAUAUGAUAGCUUUACCUUCACUGCAUCUAGGAAUGGAACAUACAAAUUCUGCUUCAGCAAUGAAUUUUCUACUUUCACGCACAAAACUGUAUACUUCGACUUCCAGGUUGGAGAAGAUCCACCUCUGUUUCCUAGUGAGAACAGAGUCACUGCACUUACCCAGAUGGAGUCUGCUUGUGUUUCAAUUCAUGAAGCUUUGAAGUCUGUUAUCGAUUAUCAGACUCAUUUCCGCUUGAGAGAAGCACAAGGUCGCAGCAGAGCAGAAGAUCUAAACACCAGAGUAGCCUAUUGGUCAAUAGGAGAAGCCAUCAUUCUUCUAGUAGUUAGUAUUGGGCAGGUAUUUCUCCUCAAAAGCUUCUUCUCCGAUAAAAGAACCACCACAACCCGUGUUGGAUCAUAACCAGUAGUGAAAUGAUGCUUCAGAUCCACUGUACACUGUUCAUCUGUAAACUUACUGUUUUCCAAUUAAUUGUAGAUACAAAAGAACUAAAGAUGGGCAACAGUUUUAAUAUCUUUUUACCCCUUCCCAUUCAUUAAAAAUUACAAAAAGUAGUCAAAGUGAACGGGACAGCUUUUUAUUUGAAAUAUUUGGAAAAGUUGAGAACUUACUAUUUUUUUGUUUGUGUUAAGCAUUCAGUAGUGAUCUGUUUUUCCUUUAUUUGUAGUCACUGAUUAAUCUGUGGUAUGCUUUGAAAAAAACCAAAAUAGUUGAUAUGGAAGACAGUACAUGUGAAAAAUUGAUGAUAUUUUAGAUUUUCAGGCUGAAGGUGUUGGAUUAAAACCAAAAGCAGAUGUGAUGAACUGUAGUCACAAAGCAUUGAACUGCAUUGUUUUGAUUUGCUCUGAAAAAUCCAAUCUAUAUCUUUCUUUGCUGUAAAAUUUGCAAGUUAACACUACAUCAUGGCACAAAUACUGUUCUUCUAUAGCAUGGUAAGUCUCCACUUUUCACACUUGUUAAGUUUUAUUUUUAAACAACUUUGUUUAAAAAAAUACAUUCUUCCUGUAUUACAGUAUAAUGAAUUUCCUGUUUCACAAUAUUGUUUUUUAUUGAACAAAUUGUAAACCGAGACUACUCAGGAAAUCAAUUUUCUAUACUCUAUAAAAAUCAAUUUCCAAGGCUCUUUUUUAAUGCAAUAAAAUAGGGAGAAUCCUGCAACUCUGUCACUGAAGUUGUGUAGUCUCUGUAGUCAUAUGUGCUGCUGUGGCUCUUCAAAAUUAGGACAACAGUGGUAAACUGUCUUGUUAGGUAGCCCAGCACUGAUACUGGACAUGGUUGUGUGACAUCUGUGUGAGGCACAUACAAAGCUUUCUAGUAAUUAUUAUCAAGUCCAAUUUGUUAUUUAUACUGCAUUGUAUCUCCACGGUUGUGACGCAUUGGUACAUUGUUGCCUUGUGCAUCUAACUGCCACUUCUGGUUUGCUAGUGGUCAUGCAAUGUUUUUAAAACUUUCAGGGUGUCUUUUGGUAGGUUUGCAGUCUACAUUGUUAUUAUUGCUCAUGUCUUUAAUAGAUGCUGUAUUGUGUACUCUGGAAAGUCUUGUUUUAUUAGAACGUGGAAGUUGGCAAACGUACAUAAAUUGUUUGUAUUCAAAAUAAGGUUAAGCUAGUACAGAUGAGUCAGGAAGGACUACGGUAAUCUUACCAAUUCUCAAGUGCACAGGAGAAACAACUACUAAUCUAAAGACACAAGAAAAUGUAGGGCUUUUCACUGAUUUUCUU